This is a messenger RNA of Staurois parvus, 837 nucleotides long. NCBI's taxonomy places the organism in Eukaryota, Metazoa, Chordata, Amphibia, Anura, Ranidae. The record is from the annotation of a GenBank genome assembly.
AUGGCAUUGCUAAGUGUCUGUGGCUGGGAUGGAGAAUCUUCAGGUCAACCAGGAGAAGGCAAUAUUCAAUUAUUUCCAAAUUUCAUUUUUGGUGCUCCUCAUCUUCUUCCUUCUGCUGCCAAGCUUUCUUCUUCUGACCAUCGCAGCACUGGCCCCCCACCACCAGCACAUGGCACUACCACUCUUGCAUUUCUAUAUGCAGAUGGUGUUGCUGUUGCAACAGACUCACGCUCCUCUGCUGGAAACCUUGUCUGCAGCCCUAACAGCCGUAAAGCUUUUCUUAUCCACAGUCAUUUGCUAGCCACAACUUCUGGGAGUUCUGCUGAUUGCCAUUUCUUCAGAAGAGCCUUGGCCAAAGAGUGCAGGCUCUACCAGGUGAGGAAUGGGUACAUGCCAAGUGUCCGAGGAGCAGCAAAAAUGUUGAGCGUCAUGAUGAUGCCAUUCCGUGGAACUGAUAUCUGUGCUGCUGUUACUUUAUGUGGCUGGGAUAGAGAUGGCCCUUGCAUCUGUUAUGUAUAUAAUGAUGGAACCCGUCUCUGCUCAGAUAUCCUGUCAGUUGGAUCAGGCUCUCCAUAUGCCUACAGCAUUAUCGAUGAGGGGUACAAACCUGGAAUGCAAGAAGAAGAAGCCCGCCAGCUUGCUAGAAGAGCAGUGUGCCAUGCAGGCCGAAGAGAUGCCUAUUCUGGUGGAUUAGUGGAUGUGUACUGGGUGAGAGAAGGAGGCUGUGAAAUGGAUCCUAGAGAAGACUUGGCACAACUUUAUGAGCGUAUAGUAGAAGAAGAAAAGACAAUGAUAAAAACAGAGUGCAGCAAUUGUCCUCUCCUAAAUACUGAUUAA